AUGAAGUUUCACCGCCUCUUAGACACCUCAGAAUGGAGAAAGGUCCUCUGUGACCACGAUUUUCGAGUGCUCGGAGCUGGAAUAGAACGUAUGCUUACUCUUGCGCGACAGAGUAAAAAGUUGUACUGGUGGGAUGGAGAAGGAUUUAAGGUUAUGCAUUGUAAUCUUGAUGUUGGUGUUCUGGUGUCAGCUGGCUCAGGAAAAGAGGACAGAAAAGAUAUGUGCCGUUGGUGCGUUAUUAUCACAGUAGACGAGUUAGAAGAAUGCUUCUACUGGUCACAAAAGCGCCCAUCGAAAGGAUCCCAAAGACGUGUCCUCCGAGCCAAGAUUGAUAAACUAACACAAGUCCUGACAGUAUUUGACACAGUCCCUGGGCCUAAUGACUUGUGUAUUCGACAAGAGCACACAGACUCUGGACUGGAUGUAUUGUGGUGA
Messenger RNA from Fusarium proliferatum ET1, 435 nucleotides. RefSeq lists its product as uncharacterized. NCBI's taxonomy places the organism in Eukaryota, Fungi, Ascomycota, Sordariomycetes, Hypocreales, Nectriaceae. The transcript has a single exon. The coding region runs from base 1 to 435 and encodes 144 amino acids. The record is from RefSeq and is a predicted model, not a curated record.